GAAGUUUACCGUUGCGGUAAUCCGGUUCAGAGACGACAAGUGCGGCCGACAGAAGCUGAACUCAGUCACAAUUUUCAGCUCCGUGAGCCCUAAAAGCUGCAGUCUUUACCGGCUAACCACCGAGCUGAGCGUCUGUGUACACUGCCAUGGUGGACUGAUGUGUGUAACGACGAGACGCGUUUGCACAGGAGGAGAUUUUUUUUCUUUUUUUAAGCUAGUUUGUACCUCCAGUUGGUGAUGGUGUACACAGGGCUGGAUGAGUAGCCUGACGAGCAGCGAGUAGCCUGACGCCUCUUCACCGCAGGCCGGGACAAGCGUUUCAGCUGAGUCCGGAGGACCAAGACAACCAAAUGCUUCCAAGUUUUUGACAAUAAACGAGGUACUUGGAUACAGUCGGUCUGCUCCAAACUGCCUCACCAGUUCCUGCUGAAAGUGAGACCCAACCAGCUUUCACGGUGGAAACGAGAAGAAGAGCAAAGAUGAAUGCUGUGCGGGGGGGCACAGUCACCUGGCGUCCCCAGCCGUGGCAGGACGGAGACGGGGGUGGAGGGGAGCCUCUGUCAGACAGCGACUCAGAGGAGGAGGACUUCCCCGAUGACAGCACCACCCCGCUGGGGGACUACAUAACUCAUGGACUGAAGCAACUCCUGGAUGCUCAGCAGCUGUGUGAUGUUACCCUCCUUGUUGAAGGAAAGAAGUUCAUGUGUCACAGAGUCCUUUUAGCAGCCGUGAGUCCGUACUUUCGGGCCAUGUUCACCAGCCCGCUGGUGGAGUCUCGCCUCACAGAGAUCCGGCUUGAGGAAGUGACGCCAUCUGUCAUGGAAACCAUCAUCCAGUUUGUGUACACUGGGGAGGCUGGGCUCUCCCUGGAUACAGCUGAGGAUCUGUUUGUGGCUGCCAACCGGCUUCAGGUCAUGCCCCUCCAGGACCUGUGCUCCAGGUUUCUUUUUGAGCACCUCUCAGUGGACAACUGCCUGGGGAUGUACUCUCUGGCUCGCUCUCACCAUGACCAGCUCCUGCUGCGUGCCUCCCUGCGACUGGUAGCCCAGCACUUUCCCCGGGUGGCCCGCCAGAAAGACUUCCUCCUGCUCGACCACGGCACCUUAGGCAGUCUUCUGAGCUCCGACCGGCUGGGCGUGGACUCGGAGGCAGAGGUAUAUGAUGCGGCACGCCGCUGGGCAGAGCACCAGCCUUUGGAUCGCUACGCUCACAUGCCGGCGCUGCUUCACCACCUGCGCCCCGGGCUGUUGUCCCAGGAAGAGAGCCGAAGACUGAGCCAAGAACUGGGGCCAGCAGCAGCAGGAGAAGGCCUCGGCGGGCCUCUCAGACCACGAGAGGGAAUGUUUGAGAAAAAGAUUGUCUGUGUGGACCUGACGCCUCGGGAAGAUGAGUAUUUAGCUGCAAGAGACUACACGGUGGACUGCUUUGAUCCUCGGACAGGGAAGUGGGAGAAGCUAGCACCACUCGGCUCACUUGUCAGUCCUGGCUGCACAGCUGUGGGCGACAGGCUUUUUGUAGCUGGUGGGAUCCUGCGGACCGGCUCUGUGUCUGCAGCCGUGCAUGAAUACGAUGCUGUGUUGGACCGCUGGAUAGAGCAGCCUUCGAUGGUCCAGCCCCGGGCCAUGCUAGGCCUCCUUGGAUGUGGAGAGUCACUCUAUGCUUUGGGUGGCAGCAACCGCUCAGCUCUCCUGGACUCCAGUGAGACUCUGGACCUGACCACACUUCAGUGGAGUCCUGGGCCUCGGCUACCGCUCCCCCUGCGCGCCUUUGCCUGUGCAGCACUACGUGGAAGACUUUACCUCCUGGGUGGAACCACACUUGAACAGAACCGAGCUGUGGUCCACUCAGGCGUGCUUAUUUAUCACACCCUGACAGACUGCUGGACACGUGUGGCACUAGAUUCAGGUGCCACCUGCCUCGCUGGAGGAGUAGCAGUGCGAGGUGGAGUGUGCGCCAUUGGGGGAUACAUGAGGGAUACCACCAAGUUCCUGGAUGGUAACUACACCAACCUGGAGACUUUGGACGCUACAGGCCGUGUGCUGUUUUUCAGAGAAGGCAGAGGGUCAGGGGUGGAGAGGGAGGUGACUGGGGGAGGGGUGCUGGUCAGCGCAGAGCAGCGAGGGGGAGCGGGUGGCGGAAGUGACCGAGCUCCAAGCCCCGUCGUUUUUCCGGGGUUGCCUCGGCGGAUUGCAGCAGGGGGUGUGGCCAGGUGGAAAAGACGGAUUUAUGUGUUGGGAGGGGAAAAUGGCUCGCGCUUUUACGACAGCGUGUACUGUUGGAAACCCGGCUGGCGCAGCUGGGUUCAGAGACGGGAAAAACUUCCGGGAGAUACCGGAGGCGUGAGCCAGUUUGGGUGCACCACUCUAAAAUUCCCUAAAAAACACAUCCUGUCCAGACUCAGACUAGCCAAAGAAAACUGCAAGAAGCCCUCUGACUAGCUGAGCAGGAAGCAGUGAGACUGAAGUGAGGGUCAUAGACACAGAUUUACUCCAAGGAGAAUCAGCUCCUCCAUGGCUUCUUGAAAUGUUGAAUUUUAAAAUGAAGUCACGUGGAAAAUAGCAUUUUAUACUAUCUGAGUUCAGCCACCAAGCAGGCCUAGAAUAGACCGGAUCAUCUGAAAGUGUCACAGAUACAUCAGUAGUCAAACAGGCAGUAGGUAGAGGCAGAAACUGGGGAAAAGUCAGGCAACGUGCACCUGAAUGUAACUGAAUCCACUGUUUGUCCUCUAUAACCCAGAAAAGGGCCUUCACUUGAUUGAAGUGUGAUGUUAUUUUAAGCUUUUUUUUGCUGUUGUAAUAACUCUAAAUUUGUGGAUUUUCUUUGGACGCAUUUAGUUUAGACACAAGGAUACUGGCACAUUCCUGUUCACUUUAUUUCCCUAAAUCUUUUUUAUUGCUCUCCUGAUCUCAGCCUGCAAAAGCCCUUUGAUACUGCAAUUUACAGCACACAAAACCUGACUGGAUGGGAAAUGUAUUGUAGAAAGUUUUAGAAUAACUGUAUUUAUAGAGCAUCUUUGAAAAAAAAUCAAGAAAUAAUGGGUGUUGAAAGAGAAGAAAUGAGCCCAUAAAUCAUUGAGGUGAUUGUAAAAUAGAUAAUGGACUUUCUAUAGCCUUUGUAGUGUUGCAUUCCUGAAGACAGGAAUACAGAAAGUAAUGUAAUGUAAGAAGAGCAUGGAUAUGAGUUUCUAAGUUUUCUGUGAGUUGAAAGGAUUUUUGAUGGUGCAAGAAACAAGAGUGAAGAACAGACUGGACCUGGUAAACAAUGCUUGAUGUCAAAGAUGACACGCACACAUCUGGGAGUCAUUUCAAUAAAUUGUGUGUGGAGGAUUUCAGAGCAGCCAUUGUCUCAGCCAUGUCUGACACUUUUCUAAUUAAGAUGCAAAAUGAAGGUUUUUGUUGUUUUCACAGAUUCAUUUUGAUCCCAGGUUACAAAACUACAUUAAACAGCUUUUCUAAUGGCUCCAGCCCCCCC
Pundamilia nyererei is the source of this 3471-nucleotide messenger RNA. RefSeq names its product kelch-like protein 12. Gene Ontology annotation, molecular function: protein binding. The record is from RefSeq and is a predicted model, not a curated record. NCBI's taxonomy places the organism in Eukaryota, Metazoa, Chordata, Actinopteri, Cichliformes, Cichlidae. Bases 480 to 2438 code for a protein of 652 amino acids. The transcript has 5 exons.